Molecule: messenger RNA, 1116 nt
Organism: Paraphaeosphaeria sporulosa
Lineage: Eukaryota; Fungi; Ascomycota; Dothideomycetes; Pleosporales; Didymosphaeriaceae
Product: RNA-binding domain-containing protein
Exons: 4
Coding region: 1-1116 (371 amino acids)
Cellular component (GO): cytoplasm; ribonucleoprotein complex; nucleus
Molecular function (GO): mRNA binding
Source: RefSeq, a predicted model, not a curated record
AUGUCCACCUCUGUCGACAGUGUCACCGCCCAGAUGGCCAACACUUCCCUCGAGAACACCAACGAGCCCGCUGGCACCCAGCCCACGGCAGCCGAGAACGAGGCUGUUCUGGCCAGCGCCGCCGAGGGUAGGCGACUCUACAUUGGAAACCUCGCGUAUGCGACCACCGAGGGGGAGUUGAAGGACUUCUUCAAGGACUACCUUGUCGAGUCCGUCACCAUCCCUACCAACCCUCGCACCUCGCGCCCCGUUGGCUACGCCUUCGUGGCUCUCUCCACACCCUCCGAGGCCGAGCGCGCCAUUGCUGAGCUCAACGGUAAGGCCAUCCUCGAGCGCAAGGUCUCGAUCCAGCUCGCUCGCACCCCCGAGCAGCACGCUGAGGGCACCGGCAGCGGUGCCGAGGGUGCUAGCGGCGGCGAGCACCGUCGUCGGGCCUCAACCCGCGGACGUGGUCGCGGCCGUGGACGCGGUGGCCGUGCCGGCCGUGGUGGACGUGCCGGUGCCGACGGUACCGACGGUGCCGAGCAGGUCGAGCUCGUCGAUGCUGCCCCUGCCGACAGCACUCCCACCAAUGUUCCUGGCCAAGUUGUAGGACUCACCGAGACCACCAACGAGGCGCUCACCGCUGACAAGACCGACAAAAAGGCCGCUCCCCGCGAGCGCAAGCAGCGCGGUCCUCCCGAGGACGGCGUCCCCUCCAAGACCAAGGUCAUGGUUGCCAACCUCCCCUACGACCUCAAGGAAGACCGCCUCCUCGAGAUCUUCAAGGAUUACUCCCCCGUCAACGCCAAGAUUGCCCUCCGCCCCAUCCCCCGCUUCAUGGUCAAGAAGCUCCAGGCCCGCGGUGAGCCUCGCAAGGGUCGUGGCUUCGGCUUCGUCACUCUUGGCUCUGAGGAGCUCCAGCAGAAGGCUUGCAACGAGAUGAACGGCAAGGAGAUCGAGGGUCGCGAGAUCGCCGUCAAGGUCGCCAUCGACUCCCCCGGAAAGGAGGAUGACCACAUGGAGGCUCCCGCCGAGGGCGAGGCUGCUGCCACCGCCCCCGCUGGAGAUGCUGCCGAAGCCCCUGCCGAGUCCACCGAGACCCCGGCCGCCGCACCAGCUGCCACCGCCGCUUAG